This is a messenger RNA of Ectocarpus siliculosus, 1203 nucleotides long. The record is from the annotation of a GenBank genome assembly. NCBI's taxonomy places the organism in Eukaryota, Phaeophyceae, Ectocarpales, Ectocarpaceae.
AUGGUCAGGACUAUAGCGGAGAACUUGGCGGAGUUGCCAGGAUUGAAGGAGGGCCAGGACAUCAUCAAGCCCAUGUCCGACCCCAUCAAACCUUCGGGACACAUCCAGAUUUUGUACGGCAACGUAGCCCCAGGGGGUGCCGUGGCUAAGAUCACCGGGAAGGAGGGGCUGACAUUCUCAGGUGUCGCUAAGGUGUACGACUCCGAGGAGGAAAUGCUUGAGUCAUUGGCACGAAAAGAAAUCAAGGCCGGCAUGGUGGUGGUGAUCCGUUACGAGGGGCCAAAGGGCGGCCCGGGGAUGCCCGAGAUGCUCACCCCUUCGUCUGCCAUCAUGGGUGCUGGCUUGGGAAGCUCGGUGGCGCUCAUCACUGACGGGAGGUUUUCGGGGGGGUCUCACGGGUUUAUCAUCGGACACAUCACCCCUGAAGCUCAGGAAGGCGGCCCCAUCGCUCUCCUCAAGGAUGACGACCCAAUCGUUAUUGACGCCGAAAAGCGCACCAUCUCCGUCCUCGUAUCCUCUACCGAGUUGGAGAAGCGGCGACAAGACUGGGUUCCGCCGCCCCCUGCGGCGACCAAGGGCACGCUGUUCAAGUACAUCAAGAACGUGGCCUCUGCUUCCGAAGGCUGCGUAACCGAUGAGUAGGGCAUCUCUACUUUUAUUACAGUUUAGCGAUCCCUCUUGCAACGGGCAGGGAGUUGGAUGAGGGUUACCGUCAGGUUGCAGCCUCGAGGGAACCUGCUGUCGUAGCACAGCUGUUCAGUGCGUGCGUAUGGUACUGCAGGCAUGGGCAUGGGAUACGUCGAUUGACCAAUUGGCCUACAUGUAGGGUAACCGAGUUCGUUGUAUUGUAAUAUUUUUUGUUGAAAAUGGGUCACAAAGAGUGUCUGCAGACACAACACCUUCAGCAACAGAAAGUAGGUUGGUUGCAUCGGGGCUGGCAACAAACGAUGUUUGGCGUGUUACCCAAGAGUGGUCAUUUGUCGCUGACCUCUUUGGCUAGUUGGUUGUGUGGUGUGUGUAGGUUUACUUCAUAUCACAAUUGCAGCCGCGUGCGGCACUGCUUUUAGCUUCGCUAGCAUAGAGUAGGCAAAAGAAGGGGAUUCCAAAACCUUAGAAAGCGAUUGAUGAAUCGCAAGGGAUGCUCUCGGUGCGUUUUUUUCGACCGCACCGUCACUUUUCGAGAGGAAAAAAACGCACCGCCGU